Molecule: messenger RNA, 852 nt
Organism: Anisakis simplex (herring worm)
Lineage: Eukaryota; Metazoa; Nematoda; Chromadorea; Rhabditida; Anisakidae
Source: the annotation of a GenBank genome assembly
AUGUCCUUACCGACUUUGGACGAUAACUCUGUGGAUGAUUUAUAUAAGUGGUUAAGCAAUGUUCCAUUCUCAAAACAGAUCAAAAACAUUGCUAAAGAUUUUUCUGAUGGAGUGCUCAUUGCUGAGCUUGUAGCACACUUCUUACCGCGAUACAUUUCGUUAGCCAACUAUACGGCAGUCAAUUCGAAUGCUCUCAAGCGCUACAAUUGGGAAACAUUAAACAAGAUGGUGUUUGUGCAUUUGAACUUCAACGUAAAUCAGAACUUAAUCCAAAAGGUGACAACAUCUCAGCCGGGUGCAAUUGAAUUCAUUCUUUUUCGACUGAGAGAGCGAAUCGAAGAAGCCAUUCAAGAAGGUCGAUUCAGGCCAUCGAGACGUCGAAGUCGAAGCGUUGCGAGUCGAGGUCAGUCCUUCAUUCCAGCAGUUAAAACAGUACCGUUCAAUCGGUCGGCGUUCUGUUGUGCAACCGAAGCGAGUGUAUCGCUUCAAAAAUAUCACCAGUCACAACAAGAAGUACUUGCUAAGGAUGAACAAAUCCAGAAAUUAUACGCUCGAAUUCGUCAUUUAGAACGUUUGGUUCAGUUGAAAGAUGAACGAAUCUCAGAGAUGUCGAAGCAAAUGGAAAAAAUGAUGCAGAUGAUUUAUCGUGACCAACAAAUGAAUUGUACAUCAACAAUGCGAAUGAGUAAUGUGACAACAGCAAUGCCGUCCACUGUUCAUCAUUCAAGUCGAACUGCAACACCGCAAAAUAGCAGUGAUGGUCGUAGCUCUACAAUUAUCACCUCAAGUUCAUCACCAAUUCGAGAUCAAACCGAUAGUCUUGUAGCGAAUUCUUUUAUUGAUUUGAAAUGA